Molecule: messenger RNA, 1199 nt
Organism: Musa acuminata AAA Group (dessert banana)
Lineage: Eukaryota; Viridiplantae; Streptophyta; Magnoliopsida; Zingiberales; Musaceae
Product: protein POST-ILLUMINATION CHLOROPHYLL FLUORESCENCE INCREASE, chloroplastic
Exons: 8
Coding region: 108-968 (286 amino acids)
Biological process (GO): chlororespiration
Source: RefSeq, a predicted model, not a curated record
UCUCCUCUGUGGCGAUGGCGUCGCCUCGUCCGCCGCUCACCAGUUAUAACAGCCAGGGCAGGGGUUCCUCCUCCUUUGGCACGCGCGGAAUCCCCUAACGUCCCCCCAUGGCCAUGGCUUCCCGUUUCUCCCCCGUUUGCCUUCCGUCCCCCUCCUCCCUUUUCCGGCCCGAUCGUCACGGCUCCACCUCCAUGCCGCCACCGUUGGCUUCCACGCCCCACGAUUUUGCUGGUGCAUGUUCUAUGAUAUACCGGCACAAGCAAAGGUUUGUAAGGACAAUCCGAGAGGCCAGUGUUGCUGCAGCUCCAACUGUGGAGGAAACUAAAGAGUAUACACUUCCUACUUGGGCUGAAUUUGAACUGGGGAUGGCUCCUGUCUUCUGGAAAACCAUGAAUGGUCUUCCUCCAACAUCUGGAGAAAAUUUGACACUCUUCUAUAAUCCUGUUGCGAGCAACCUCGUCCCUAAUAACGAAUAUGGGGUUGCAUUUAAUGGUGGUUUUAAUCAGCCCAUUAUGUGUGGUGGUGAGCCAAGAGUAAUGACAAAGAGAAAUAGGGGGAAGGCUGAUCCUCCCAUCUUUAGUAUAAAAAUACGUGUACCGAAGCAUGCCGUUAACCUAAUUUUUUCAUUCACAAAUGGAGCUGAAUGGGAUGGCCCAUACAGGCUAAAGUUUCAGACUAUGAAGAUGUGGCGGAACAAACCACUAAGCUUUUUUAAUGAGGGUCUGGCUCAAGAGCUCAGUGUAGAAGGAGCUUGCGAGAGAGCCAUCUUUCCUGAUGCAAACAAUUUUGUGGCAAGCUGUGCAAUUGGCAACAUUUACACCGAAGGAGGAAAUAGCUGCAAGCUGAAUCUUGUACAAGGAUGCAUGGAUCCAGACUCUCCAUUAUAUAAUCCAUUAGCAGAUGUAGAUGAUGGGUCUUGUCCUUUGGACUCGGAUUCCGAAGAAGAACAGUGUGCUUCGCCAUUGUAAUGAAGGAUCUCAGGUAUGGCUGCCAGAUCUUAUUCUAGCAUGCUUAUAAACACAUUGACAUGUAAUAUGCUUGGUUGAUGUAGACUGUAUUAUCCAUAUACUUUCUACAUAAUCCUCUUACUGUUUAGUGUACAGCAUAUUUGCCAAUCGCAAGCAUUUGUUGCUUUCUGUAUCCAUCUUGAUGGGGGCAUUGGUUCUGUGUUACAAUAUAAAGUUGCUAUUCUGCUUCCA